Molecule: messenger RNA, 617 nt
Organism: Cannabis sativa
Lineage: Eukaryota; Viridiplantae; Streptophyta; Magnoliopsida; Rosales; Cannabaceae
Exons: 2
Coding region: 192-434 (80 amino acids)
Source: RefSeq, a predicted model, not a curated record
UUAGCAAUUUUCAAUAAUAAGAGAAAAAUAUUAAUAGACUUUAGCAAUUUCCAAUCUGUCGUUGGUUUCUCUGCGACUUUUUUCUUCUAAAUCCUUCUUCCACCGCUGGAUAUAUUUUUUCCCAGGUUUCUUUGUCAAUACGAAGAUCUAAAACCCUUCCCUCUUUAGGAAUUAGGAUCAAAGUGAACAAAAUGAUGAACCCACGAACAGACAAGCUAGUGAGGAGGACAACUAUGGUGGCUACCGUCACUGCCUCUUAUUUUCUCCUAACCGCCGACUAUGGCUCCGAACCAAAUGCUCUCGAUCCUGUUAAAAAGGCCAUAAAAUCGGCAGAAAAUUCAGUGAAAGGAUACAUCUUUGGACCAAACACUCAAUCUGAAGAAGUUCAAGUAGAGAAGCUGGGCUCUGACAACAACAUCAAGAAACAACCAUAGUUUAAUAAACAGCUAACUUUGUAUAGUAACACCUCCAGUUUGAGUAAAUUUUCCAGUUUUUUUUUUUUUUUAAAAAAAUGAGAUGCUGUAUUGGGAUCAAUUGGUUUCUUGUAAAAGCUUACACCUUAACACCAAUUGUGACUUGUGAACCUUGAUGUUUUGAAGAUGGUUUUUUUUUUUUUU